AUGGGUACAUGGUGGACGGAAAUUGUGCCAUUGAUGACGGACAAACAAUUCAAGGAGAACUUUCGUAUUAAACGUUCAACUUUUGAUGAUUUAGUACGUAUAGUUGGUCCUCAUAUAUCUAAACAAGAUACAAAUUAUCGUGCUGCAAUACCAGUCCAGAAACGAAUUGCUUGUGCCCUUUACAUAUUAGGCUCUACAUGUGAAUUACGAGCAGUUAGCAAUUUAUUUGGCAUCGGUAUUAAUACAGCUGGUAUAUUAUUACACGAUUUUUGUGAUCUAAUGAUUGAUUUGUUUUUACAUAAAUUAAUUAAAUUUCCAACUACCGAUGCCGAAAUCCGUGAAACAAUUCAAGGAUUUUUCACAAAAUUUGAUUAUCCAUCAUGUUUAGGAUCUUUGGAUGGCACACAUAUCCAAAUUAAACCACCUCUUGGUGCUGAACCAGAUUAUUAUAAUUAUAAAAAAUAUCACUCGGUUAUUAUGUUAGCCACUGUGAAUAGUGACUUAUUGUUUACGUACAUUAAUGUUGGAGCGCCUGGAAGGUGUAAUGAUAGUUCCGUUUACAGCAGAUGCACAUUAUAUGAUGUAGUUCGAAAUUCAAUUUACAAUAAUUAUUAUAUAAUUGAAAAUAACGUAAAAAUAUGUGCUCAUCUUAUAGCUGACUCUGCAUUUGGCUUACAUUCAACUCUUUUAAAACCAUAUUCAGAACGAUCAAAUAUGCCAAAGGAAGAAUGUUUGUUUAAUUAUCGAUUAAGUAGAGCAAGGAGCACAGUAGAACGUGCAUUCGGAACAAUGAAAAAUCGUUUUAGAUGUGUCCAUAAGAAAAUGGAUUAUGAUAUAAAUAAUUCCAUUAAAAUUAUCAAAGCAGUCGCAAUCAUGCAUAAUAUUUGCAUUAUGUCUGGAGAUUAUUCCGACUUAGAUUGGGAUCAACCGAAUCCAAUUUAUAAAAAGCAAAUGUUCAACAGUCAAACAGCACAUGGAAAUCUAGUUCGUCAAGCAUUAACUGCUUAUUUUGUGAAAAAUCCAUUGUAG
Molecule: messenger RNA, 1029 nt
Organism: Rotaria sp. Silwood1
Lineage: Eukaryota; Metazoa; Rotifera; Eurotatoria; Philodinida; Philodinidae
Source: the annotation of a GenBank genome assembly